This is a messenger RNA of Penicillium maclennaniae, 1002 nucleotides long. RefSeq names its product putative 3-oxo-5-alpha-steroid 4-dehydrogenase. Gene Ontology annotation, cellular component: endoplasmic reticulum. The record is from RefSeq and is a predicted model, not a curated record. Lineage: Eukaryota; Fungi; Ascomycota; Eurotiomycetes; Eurotiales; Aspergillaceae. The transcript is spliced from 2 exons. Gene Ontology annotation, molecular function: 3-oxo-5-alpha-steroid 4-dehydrogenase activity. Gene Ontology annotation, biological process: polyprenol catabolic process; dolichol-linked oligosaccharide biosynthetic process. Bases 1 to 1002 code for a protein of 333 amino acids.
AUGCUUCGUCUUGAUAUCGAUAGCGCCCUCCAUGCAGCUGGUAUGGACGUGGUAGACCUCCUACGCGCCUUUUUCCUCCUCGCCGCCGCCACGACCUUCUCUGUCAGCAUCCCGUCCUCCCUGCGCGAUCGCUUCCUCGUCUAUGGCCCGCGUGCGACCUCGAAGGCCUCCGGGUCCCGCCUUGCUGCUGGGAAUUUCUCCGGUCUGCUCGACUACCUCGCGACAUGGCAGGUGCCACACAGCUAUUUCACCCAAUUCUACAUCGCCUCUGUGCUAUCGUCCGUCUUCUGGGGGUUACAGCUUUUCUUUCGGGGGCGCGUGUUCCAGGCAAUCGCGUCGCGGGUGAGCGAAGAGCACCAGUUGGAGUCUAUGUCCUUGAAUCAAAUCAUGAUCUGCUGGCUGCUCCUCGCCAUGCAGGGAUCUCGACGACUUUGGGAAUGCGUGAUUUUCGCAAAGCCAUCUACAUCGAAGAUGUGGUUCGUUCAUUGGGCGCUAGGUCUUGGGUUCUACCUGGCUGCUGGGGUGGCCAUCUGGAUUGAGGGUUCGGGUAAGGAUACAUUGUACAUGACCGGUGUACCAUUGCUAACAAGUCGGCCUGCAGGAACUAUCCUGACGCAACCUCUCACCAUCGACCAUGUCAAGAUCACCACUGCCCCGAGUGUGCGCACUUUUCUCUGUGUUCCGCUUUUCCUAGUAGCCUCUGGUAUGCAGCACGACUGCCACCACUUCCUCUUCUCAUUAAAGAAGUACUCCCUUCCAGACCACCCUAUUUUUCGUGGUAUUGUGUGCCCGCACUACGGGGCUGAGUGCAUUAUCUAUAUGUCCCUCGCGGUACUGGCUGCUCCGCCGGGCCAGUGGGUGAAUAAGACCAUGCUGUCUUGCUUGGCCUUCGUGGCAGUCAACCUUGGCCUGACUGCUCGGACAACCAAGCAGUGGUAUAUGCAGAAGUUCGACAAGGAGGCAGUGCAACGUCGGUGGUUGAUGAUUCCGUACGUUUACUGA